AUGUUCAGAAAGGAUCAAUCAAAUGAUUCGUCACAUAAUAAUGAAUCUACUGAAGAAGAAUUGGUUGAACGAUUUACAAAAAUAUUUGGUCAUAAACCAAAACACAAUCCUCCUCCUCUCGUAAAGAAUAUAGCGAAAACAAAUGAUUCGAUAAUAGACUUGACCAUUGUCCCUUCAAAUAAUAAUGUUUCCUUGACAUCAAAUUUAACCAAUGCCCAAUAUAAAUUACCGAAAUUAGAUGAUGAAAUUGAAAAUUACUUAAUAGACAAGGAAUUAUCAAAUGAUUUUAGUGAGAUAGAAAGAAGAUAUAAUCAAUUGAAAGAAUUUAAUAUUUCGAAUGCACAAUCCCAAGAUAAUAAAAAGAUUAUUAAGGAUGAUGAUUUAGGACCUCCGCCUAAACCAAUUGAUUUGUCAGAAUUUGGAUUGAAUGAAGAAGAUCCUGAUACUUGGUGUUGUAUUUGUAACGAGGAUGCUACUAUAAGAUGCAAAGACUGUGAUGGAGACUUGUAUUGUCAAUCAUGUUUUAAUGAAGGGCAUUUUGGACCCGAUUCAGAUUAUGAUAUGAAACGACAUAUAUUCGAGAAGUAUGAAAGACGCGUAAUUGAAUUAUAA
Messenger RNA from Funneliformis mosseae, 612 nucleotides. Lineage: Eukaryota; Fungi; Glomeromycota; Glomeromycetes; Glomerales; Glomeraceae. The record is from the annotation of a GenBank genome assembly.